Molecule: messenger RNA, 1161 nt
Organism: Varroa destructor (honeybee mite)
Lineage: Eukaryota; Metazoa; Arthropoda; Arachnida; Mesostigmata; Varroidae
Product: zinc finger protein Gfi-1-like
Source: RefSeq, a predicted model, not a curated record
CCCAGACCCAGUGCGAAGCAAUCUUCUUACAGGAAUCGUGAAUGGAAGAACGCUCGGAUGGGGUGGAGACAACGCUUUUCUCCACUGAGUUCCUAGAAGGGUCACUAAUUUCGAAAAUGUUAGAAAAUAGUUUCGAGGAUUUUAAAUGUCGCCUCUGCAACUACCGCUCGAACUUUAAGCAUAACCUUAAAAGACAUAUCCUCUCACAUACAGAUGUGCGUCCCUUUGCGUGUAAAUUCUGUGGUAAGAUGUUACGUACAAUGUGUCACCUGCGGCGUCAUGAAAGCAUUCACACCCGGGCGUUCAAUUGUCGCCUAUGCACACUCAGCUUCGAACAGCGUAAUCGGCUUGUCGCCCACGUCGCGUCACAACACGUCGGGGCGGACCGUGCAAGAGACCUCAUUGACGCGUGGCUGAAAAUCGGCCGCGAAAAUCGAACCGAUGAAGACCAACUGCUUGUCGUAUGAAUUGAUUGGUCGGUCGGUCGGUCGGAACUAGUCUGAAUAUUCGCGGCGAUCUCGUUUCACUGAAUACAAUAAGUCGAGGUUUAACUCUGAUUUAUUGUUAUAUUAGAUGAAAUUCAUAUGAAAAGCAUAGAGUUUGUAAAAAAAAAAAAACAACAGUUUGUUCUAGUUGUAAAAGUUGUAAAAAAAAUCGAGACCGUCAGCUGAAUAAUUUAGGCCACAUGAAUGGCAUGGAUAAAUUUAGGUCUUGGCCUUGGUAGAGGAUUAGCGGUUUUGUGAUUUGUCCAUGGAGAUAGAUAUACACGCGUCCAUUUUUUGAAGCUCAUUUGCGAGCCAAGCUUAUCCUAUAGUCAAAGAUAUAUAAUAUUUUUUCUACGAUAGGUGUCAUCACAUUUAGGAUAGGUGAGUUAGAUAUAAUGGUUUUUUUUUGUUAAGCAUAAAAGAUAAGAAGGAAGUGUUCUUGGUCAAGUGAGUAACUAUAUAUGGAUUUGGGAAAAUCUUUGAAUUAAACAACGGCGUCAGUAACGGUAAGGACAAGCUACGUAUCUGGGUUGGCAAAAGUCAGCUCUAACGUAUGCCGCCGCCGUUUCAAAAGCUUUUUUUUUACUGUACUUUUUUUGUUCAAUUUAGAAUCUCUCUAUUAGUCCAAAUUUCUAAUAUAUUUAUCGCCUAAUAUGCACUGGGAUAUACCUCUGCA